CCCUAACCUUUGAGAAGAAACCAAAGCUGCCUCAGUUUUUGUUAUUAGGUUUUUAUUUAUUUGCUUCAUCCAACACACACACACACAACACGAACAUGCUCACUCAUCAUUAACCAUAUCUCAACAAGGACAAUCCAUACCCUUAUAGAUUGUCACCCUCACCCACCUAAGAGAUAGACAUAUACGGUAUUUGAAAUGGCAACAGCUGAGGCAGCUUCUGCUGGGCUUGGUCCCAGAUAUGCACCGGAGGAUCCUACACUUCCAAAACCAUGGAAGGGGUUGAUUGAUGGGAGCACUGGUUUGUUAUACUAUUGGAAUCCUGAAACCAAUGUUACCCAAUAUGAAAAACCAGCUCCCUCUGGUACCGCACCUGUGCCGGCUCCUACGCCGAGCUUGGCGCCCAUACCGGUGGCUCAUACAAUGCAACCUGGUGGGGUGGUGCAACAGCAUGGGCAGCAGUUGCUACAAGUGCAACCUUCACAACAGCAGAUGAGUCACCUUGCUCAACAGCACGGGCAAUCGAUGCCGCAACAGCAGCAGCAGCAGCAGCCGCCCUCUCAGGUUGCUCAAUCUGCUCAGCAGCAGAACUUGCAGCCAACGCAGUCAAUGCCGCAGCCUGGGUUAUAUCAAGCAAGGCAGCAAAUGAUGCAGCCCCAAGGACAGCAAAUGAUGCAGACCCAAGGACAGCAAAUGCAUCUUCAGAUGCAGCCCCAGGUGAACCUUUCCCAACAUUUUGGGCAAGGAGCUUCUCAGGAUCAUGGCUCACAUAAUGUACAACCACAAUUACAUCAAUUCACUCCCCAGAACUUGCAUUAUAUGUCGUAUAAUCAAAACAUGGUUCCAUCCAGGCAACCAAACUCCCAGCAGAUUCAGCCAAACAUGCUCUCAUCUGGGCAGCAGAUUCAGCAUAACAUACACGGUCAGCCUUUUGAAAAUCAACAAGAUUUCAAAACAGCAUUUCCAAAGAUAGAGGAAGCGGAGUUUAAAAAUGGAAGCCAAGUUGGACUUUCACCAUCCCAGUAUCAACAAAGGAGUGCCUUGCCUGUUCAAAACAACCAGAACAUUCCUUCGGAAGUCAGUUCUGGUCAAGUGCCUAAUGUAGGUGUCAAUGCUGGCCAACAGCAACAAUUCAGGGGCUUAUCGGGCAGUAUGCAACAGUCUCCCUCUGCAAUGCAGUCGCAACAGGGUGGUUCUGAUUUAUUUUACCAACAUGGUCCUAACUUUCAAAACCAAAUGAACCCAGGAAUGAUGCAUGGUCAUCCAUCCAAUGUAUAUCCUAUUGGCCAAAAGAUGGGACAUGAGGAUAAUUUACGCGGUAGAGCUGGGAAUGAAUAUUACUAUAAUUCUAACAAAGAGAUGCCGACAAUGGGUUCUCAGCAGCCGGAUAUGACCCAAAUACCCAUUCCGAGAAAUCAGCAGGAUAUGAGGAUAGGCAAUGUCCCUUUUCAAAAUGUGAUGCCUAGUGGAAAUGGAAGUGGUAUUACUGGAAAUGCUGUGCAUAACAUGUUCACUCCUCCAAUAGGAGGACCUUCAGCUCUCCCAAGUAACACUUUGAUGAGGCCUCCUUAUAUUGGAUCUUCGGAUGUUACUGAUCUCUCACCAGCUGAAAUUUACUGUCAGCAACAUGAAGUUACAGCAACGGGUGACAACAUUCCACCCCCUUUGAUGACAUUUGAUGCAACUGGAUUCCCUCCAGAGAUAUUGAGGGAGAUAUAUUCUGCUGGCUUCUCAAAUCCAACACCAAUACAGGCUCAAACAUGGCCUGUUGCAAUGCAGGGUAGAGACAUAGUGGCAAUUGCCAAAACAGGCUCUGGGAAAACAUUAGGCUACUUAAUCCCUGCCUUCAUUCUUCUUAGACAGCGACAUAAUAAUCCUCUGAAUGGCCCCACUGUCUUGGUUUUGGCUCCAACACGUGAACUCGCAACACAAAUCCAAGAUGAGGUCAUGAAGUUUGGCCGAUCUUCACGUGUCUCUUGCACGUGCUUGUAUGGUGGAGCACCUAAAGCCCUUCAGCUUAAAGAGUUAGAUCGGGGAGCGGACAUUGUUGUAGCCACACCUGGUCGGCUCAAUGAUAUACUCGAAAUGAAGAAAAUUAACUUUGGGCAAGUUUCACUCCUUGUGCUUGAUGAGGCUGACCGAAUGCUUGAUAUGGGUUUUGAGCCUCAAAUCCGUAAAAUUGUGAAUGAGAUUCCACCACGCAGACAAACUCUCAUGUACACAGCAACCUGGCCAAAAGAAGUAAGAAAAAUUGCCAGCGAUCUUCUUGUUAAUCCUGUCCAGGUUAACAUUGGAAGCGUAGAUGAGCUUUCUGCAAAUAAAUCUAUCACACAGUAUGUUGAAGUUGUCCCACAACUGGAGAAACAGAGGCGCUUGGAGCAGAUCCUCAGAUCCCAGGAACGUGGUUCUAAGGCCAUAAUAUUUUGUUCCACAAAGAGGUUAUGUGAUCAGCUUGCCCGUAGUAUUGGCCGCAAUUUUGGGGCUGCUGCAAUUCAUGGAGACAAGUCUCAAGGUGAAAGAGACUGGGUUUUAGGUCAGUUCCGGACCGGGAAGUCACCAAUUCUGGUUGCCACUGAUGUUGCUGCUCGUGGACUUGACAUUAAGGAUAUAAGGGUGGUGAUCAACUAUGAUUUUCCCACUGGAAUUGAGGACUAUGUACACCGUAUAGGAAGAACUGGAAGGGCAGGUGCCACUGGAGUGUCAUAUACUUUUUUCUCUGAGCAGGACUGGAAACAUGCGGGUGAUUUGAUCAAAGUUUUGGAGGGUGCUAACCAGCAUGUGCUUCCAGAGUUAAGACAGAUAGCUUUGCGUGGGGCACCAAACUUUGGAAAGGAUCGGGCCGGUGGGAUGAGUCGGUUUGACUCUUCUGGUGGUGGUGGUGGUGUUGGUGGCCGUGGUGGCAUGAGGGAUGGUGGGGGCUUUGGUGGCCGUGGUGGCAUGAGGGAUGGAGGCUUUGGUGGUCGUGGUGGCAUGAGGGAUGGAGGCGGCUUUGGUGGUCGUGGUGGUGGCAUGAGGGAUGGUGGUGGCUUUGGUGGCCGUGGUGGUGGCAUGAGGGAUGGUGGCUUUGGUGGGCAAGGUGGGAGAGGUGAUUUCUUUCCUGGUAGAGGCAACAGGGGUCGAGGAUUUGGUGGCCCUCGUGGGGGUCAUGUUGGUUGGGGUAGGGGUGAUCGUUACAACAUUGAUGGUCGUGGACGUGGACGUUUUGACAAUAGAAGAGAUGUUGCUCACAGAAAUAGAGGCAGCCCUGAGAGAGUUCGAACAUGGGAUUAUAGCAGAAGUAGAAGCCGGAGCCGUAGCCGCAGCAGAAGUAGGAGCUGGAGCAGGGAUCGCAGCAGAAGCCGAAGCCGUAGUUGGUCACGUGGCCGUAGUCGCAGCUAUAGCCGCAGUAUUAGUCCGCGUCGGAGCCGCAGCCGCAGUCGUAGCCGUGGUCGCAGUGGUCGGAGUUACAGUCGGAGCCAGAGCCGCAGUCGGAGCAACAGCUAUGAUAGGCGUGAUAGGUCAGAUGAACAGAAGGAUCUUAAGGCACCGGAAGUAGGAGCUUCUGAUCCAAGAAUGUUUCCUAAAUCUCCCAGCGCCCAGGAGAAUUCACUUUUGGGAAGUGAACCUGUGGAGCAGCUACCGGUUGGUGGGAGUACUGAACCAGAUAAGCCAGAGGCUGUAGUAGACCUUAGUCAUCAAGCAGCUUCUGAUAUUUGAAGCUGCCACUCUUAACAUUUUGUUCUUCUUUGUGGUGGCUAUGUUAACCUCUCACUUUUUCUUUUUUUUUUUAAGAUUGGCAUUGUUGAGUGAGAGUUGUUGUUGUUUUGAUGGGUGACAGAGGGUUAGUCAAUUUGUGAUGGCUCAUUAAGCUUAGGGGAACAUGCAAAUGUUUGGUUUACUGAAUUGGAAGGCGUUAUUUUUGAUUUAAUUGUAUUAGUUGUGGAAUUGGGAUAAAUAAUUAUAGCGGAUUCCAUUACCAAUUAUUGUAAUAGGCUAAAGCUUAAGUCACCUGA
Molecule: messenger RNA, 3989 nt
Organism: Gastrolobium bilobum
Lineage: Eukaryota; Viridiplantae; Streptophyta; Magnoliopsida; Fabales; Fabaceae
Product: DEAD-box ATP-dependent RNA helicase 46-like
Exons: 8
Coding region: 196-3693 (1165 amino acids)
Cellular component (GO): cytoplasm; ribonucleoprotein complex; nucleus
Molecular function (GO): ATP binding; RNA helicase activity; protein binding
Source: RefSeq, a predicted model, not a curated record